UUCGCGGGGUAUCGUGUGGUGUGGUACACGACGUGUACUGCUGAGCUGGUUAACGUCUUGCAAAAGCCACGUCUUAGACGGACAGUGUCUUUCGAGGAAAGAGUGUAGCUCGAAUUCAAUUUAGGAACGUGCACCGUGCUCCACAAUGGUGCCAAAGUAUCUUAGCUUCCUUUUUCUGGUACUCGUUACCGUCUUAGCCGAAGAAAAAGAUGUGUUGGAACUCACCGACGAAACCUUCAGCCAUGAAUUAGAACGGCAGGAGAACACGCUUGUUAUGUUUUACGCACCAUGGUGUGGUCAUUGCAAGCGAUUGAAACCAGAAUAUGCUAAAGCUGCAGAGCUGCUUUUAGGCAGUGAUCCUCCGAUCACGCUCGCCAAGGUAGACUGCACGGAAAGUGGGAAGGAAACCUGUAACAAAUAUUCCGUCAGUGGCUAUCCGACAUUGAAAAUCUUUUCCAGAAGUGAUGUUGUAAGCGAUUACAAUGGACCUAGAGAAGCUGCGGGUAUUGCUAAAUACAUGAAGGCACAAGUUGGUCCAGCAUCUAAAGAACUGACUGGAGAGAACUGUCUGAAAGCAUUCUUAAACACCGAUGAAGUAAGCAUUGUUGGCUUCUUUGAGAAGGAUGAUUCACCUUUGGCUACAUCCUUCCAUGCUGUUACUAAGAAACUUAAAGAAAAAGUCAGGUUUGCUCACACAACUGCAAAGGCACUUUUGGAAAAAGAAGGAUAUAAGAAUACUAUUGUUUUAUACCGACCAAAAAUGUUGCAAAAUAAAUUUGAACCCAACACUGUUCAAUUCGAAGGUGAAAAUUCCAUUGCUGAUGUACAAGAAUUUAUUAACAAAAAUUACUUUGGCAUCGCUGGGGUUCGCACGCGAGAAAAUGCAGCGGAAUUUAAAAAUCCAUUGGUUGUUGCUUAUUAUGCUGUGGAUUACUUGAAAAACCCCAAGGGCACGAAUUACUGGCGCAACAGAAUUAUCAAAGUUGCCAAGGACUUCCCUAACUUAAAUUUCGCCAUAUCUUCGAAAGAUGAUUUCCAACACGAAUUGAAUGAUUUCGGAAUCGAUUUUGUCAAGGGCGAUAAGCCUGUUAUUUUAGCAAGAAACGCCAAUAACCAGAAAUUCGUCAUGAAAGACGAAUUUACAGUUGAUGCGUUCGAAGCAUUCUUAAAGGACCUCGAAGCGGACGCUUUGGAACCAUAUAUGAAGUCGGAACCAAUUCCUGAAGAUAACACCGGAAAUGUUAAAGUCGCGGUAGCUCGAAACUUCGACGAAGUUGUCACAAACAAUGAUAAAGAUACGUUGAUCGAAUUUUAUGCUCCUUGGUGCGGUCACUGCAAACAAUUAGCACCUGUCUUCGAUGAAUUGGGUGAAAAACUUGCUAACGAGGAUGUUGAGAUCGUCAAGUUCGAUGCCACCGCUAACGAUGUUCCCUCACCUUACGAAGUUCGAGGAUUCCCGACACUUUUCUGGGCACCUAAAGAUUCCAAGGAUAAGCCUGUUAAAUACGAAGGUGGCCGAAAUAUCGAUGAUUUUAUUAAAUACAUUGCCAAGCAUGCAACCGAUGAGCUUAAAGGAUUCGAUCGCAAAGGCAAAGCUGUAAAGCCUAAGAGCGAUGAAUUGUAAAUUUCACUCGUAAAAAUAUGCGUGAUACGUUUACAAUAUUUUUAUGUCUCAGCAGCAAAACGUGGAAUGAAAUUUUCGAGGACUUGAAAGUGUGACAAGAAUGGCAUUUUAAAUGUAAGGUCUAAUCAUUUUUUCUAGUUCCAGAGACAGGUUUGAAUGAAAGAGAAAGACCCUUGGUAACGCGUGGCUGCACUUACUUUACGAAUUAUUUGAAUGCGAAGUGAAAUGUAAUUAGCAUAGAAUUGUCUACAUGUAUUAUGGUAAUAUUAUGGUAUUGCGUAAAACUAUGCAGAACUGAUUUAGAAUUACCGUGGCAAUGUUUUCCAAUUCAUUGAACUACAUUUAAGAAAUAAGUCUCCAUUCCAGUUGCCGCAUUUCACUAUGCUAGGUUGAAGUUAAUACAAUAAUUUUUGUUUAUACAAAGAAUAAAAUGUUUUAUAUAAAAUUUUAUGCAUUGCAACCAACGAUACUCCUUGUUAAAAUAAUUAUACUCUUGAAACUUCCCAAUAUGCAAUUUUUAGGGGACAUUUGGAAACGGAAGAAAAUUUUGUUCAAUAAAGUUUGUAAAUAAAAAUU
Molecule: messenger RNA, 2200 nt
Organism: Hylaeus volcanicus
Lineage: Eukaryota; Metazoa; Arthropoda; Insecta; Hymenoptera; Colletidae
Gene: ERp60
Product: protein disulfide-isomerase A3
Exons: 5
Coding region: 146-1624 (492 amino acids)
Biological process (GO): protein folding; response to endoplasmic reticulum stress
Cellular component (GO): endoplasmic reticulum
Molecular function (GO): protein disulfide isomerase activity
Source: RefSeq, a predicted model, not a curated record